Eremothecium sinecaudum is the source of this 498-nucleotide messenger RNA. It is a transcript of the gene ANK1, whose product is annotated as ankyrin repeat-containing protein ANK1. Bases 1 to 498 code for a protein of 165 amino acids. The record is from RefSeq and is a predicted model, not a curated record. NCBI's taxonomy places the organism in Eukaryota, Fungi, Ascomycota, Saccharomycetes, Saccharomycetales, Saccharomycetaceae. The transcript has a single exon. Gene Ontology annotation, molecular function: protein binding.
AUGUCUGAAAUAGCCGGUGCAACCCAUGGAGAGCAGCUAUUAGAAGCUUCAAGAAGGAAUAAUGUAGAAUUACUUGAUUCUAUUUUACAAGAGGCGAAGGACCUUGCAAGUCUAAUUAAUGAAUCAAAGGACCCAUUUCUCAAUACAUCUCUGCAUAUUUGUUGCAAAUAUGGAUCUUGGGAUGUAUUGGAUAAAAUCCUUGACUUAGAAUGCCCAAUUGAGAUUGAUCCUCAGAAUAGUGAAGGUGAUACCCCAUUACACGUAAUUUCAAGGUAUGCAGUGGAAGAGCCUGAACAUGGCACAUUUAUUGCGAGUAACUUAAUCCAAGUUGGUGCAGAUCCUAGGAUAAAGAAUAAAUCUGGUCAGAAACCACUUGACCUUUUGCAUAGCGCAGAACUGGAGGGCCUUUGUGAUAUAUUACAGGGUGCUGAGCUAGCUAUAGACACACAUAAUGAGGCUAUUAACGCGGAUGAAGUUGAGGAAAUUGAUGACGAAUAA